This is a messenger RNA of Dibothriocephalus latus, 480 nucleotides long. Lineage: Eukaryota; Metazoa; Platyhelminthes; Cestoda; Diphyllobothriidea; Diphyllobothriidae. The record is from the annotation of a GenBank genome assembly.
AUGAAAGUUGGUGCCUGGUGUUUGGACACCGAUGUCAACAUGAAUUUGCAUCUUCGGUAUGCUCUGAACAAGAACACUAUCUGGAACAGCCUCGUCGUCAUAUGCGUUAGCAUGACCGAGUUGUGGAAAGCUGAGAAUAGCAUCUCAGAUACUAUCCAACUUCUUCGAAGUCAUUUGGAUUACCUCAACUUAGAUGACGAGGAAGUGGUGGACUUACAAGAAAGUCUCCAGCGCCAGUUCCAACUGUACAUUGAACCCAAUCGCCAGACUGAUGGCGCCAAUGACGAAGCGGAAAAGCCGAGCAGUAAACUGGAACAUUUGCAUCGAAUGGGCUCGGUAACGCACUCCAGUGGAAUGCCCGUGAACAGCCUUCACCCGGCUGACGCUUCGGGUGCGGCCAGUGAUUCUGUACUCGUGCCUAUCCCCGAAGGUACUUUCAAAGAAAAACUUAGUGUGCCAGUGAUGAUUCUAGUCACAAAA